AAAAACCAAAAAGGAAAACCAAAUCAAAGUCGUCACAGAGUGAUACUUCACAACACAAGUGUGAACUGUGAAGGCUCUCUCACAAAUCAACACUCACUGACAUAAGCAAGGAAGAGGGGGAGAGAAAGUGAGGGGGGGAAAGGUUAGGCUGGUGGUGGUGGCGGCGGCGGCAUGUUUUUUGGAUUCUAAAAUCUCCAACACCCACUCCCUCUUUCUCUCUCUAUACAAAUCCAAACGCCGUGAUCAUGAAUUUGAUCCGCAAAUUUGGCUAAUCAAGUGCCUCCUCCUCCUCACUCUUUUCCUUUUCUUCUUCUUCUCCUCCGCUUCUUUCUCACACACAUCCACACACACUCUCAUCAAAACCAUUUCCCAUUUCUCCGACCCAGAUCUCCUCCGAUCUCCGAUCACUCUCCGGCCACAAACCCACUUCCCAAAUUCACCAAAUGUGCUGACUUUGUCACUUCCAACCAUCUCCUCCACAUUCUCCUUAUAACACAACCUUCUUCUUCUAACACACACACACCCUUUUCAAUUUGUGACCGACCCAGAAGGCUAUUUAACUUUGUUGGAUCGAAUCUGGUCCAAAGUUGUGUUCUUUGGGAGGUUUGAGGAGGACCCUUUUGAGUUUUUUUGAGGUCUGAGAUCGAUGACGUCGGGGACGAGGCUACCCACGUCGAAGGAGAGAGAAAACAACAAGAGGAGAGAGAGAAGGAGAAGAGCCAUAGCGGCGAAGAUCUUCGCGGGUCUGAGGAUGUAUGGGAACUUCAAACUCCCCAAACACUGCGACAACAAUGAAGUUCUCAAAGCUCUCUGCAACGAAGCUGGGUGGACCGUUGAACCCGAUGGAACCACUUACCGCAAGGGAUGCAAGCCUUUAGAGCGCAUGGACAUAGUUGGUGGAUCAUCAGCAGCAAGCCCUUGUUCAUCUUACCAUCCAAGUCCAUGUGCUUCCUACAAUCCAAGCCCUGGCUCAUCAUCCUUCCCAAGUCCAUCUUCAUCCCCUUAUACUCAAAUUCCUAAUGCUGAUGGCAACUCCCUCAUUCCAUGGCUCAAAAACCUCUCCACUGCUUCAUCUUCAGCAUCUUCUCCCAAGCUUCCCCACCUCUACCUCCACAGUGGCUCCAUCAGUGCUCCUGUCACACCUCCUCUGAGCUCUCCAACCUCCAGAACGCCACGAAUCAAUGUCGAGUGGGACGAGCAGUCUGCGCGGCCGGGGUGGACCAGACAGCAGCACUACUCAUUCCUUCCAUCUUCUAGUCCUCCCAGCCCCGGUCGCCAGGUUGUUGACCCUGAAUGGUUUGCUGGGAUCAAACUUCCCCAUGUUAGUCCAACCUCACCAACAUUCAGCUUGGUCUCCUCAAACCCUUUUGCCUUCAAGGAAGAUGGCUUGCCCGGAAGCGGUUCGCGAAUGUGGACUCCUGCUCAGAGUGGAACAUGCUCUCCUGCUAUUCCACCUGGCUCUGAUCAAAAUGCUGACAUUCCUAUGUCUGAAGCUGUUUCAGAUGAAUUUGCAUUUGGAAGCAACAUGUUGGGGCUUGUCAAGCCUUGGGAAGGAGAAAGGAUCCAUGAGGAAUUUGGAUCAGAUGAUCUUGAACUCACACUUGGUAACUCAAAGACCAGAUGAAGUCACAAAUAGGAAUGAAAGUAAUUGAAUGUGAUUAUGUGGACAACUGAACAUUGACUUCUGUUGGUUUUGAUUAGUAGAUAUGUUAGAAGGUAAGUGAGGUGAGUGCAGGAAGUUGUUUUUUUUUUAAUUAUCUUUUUUAUUUUAUUUUUAUUUUGGUGGCUUUCCCUUUUCCUUCUACAGUUCUCCAGUAAUAUACAUGUCUAGUUAGGUGUGGAGUGGAUUUGCAACCCAUUCAUUUCAUCAUUGUACGUGUUGUUAAACCUUAUUAUUGGAAACAUCAGUAUACAUUUUAUGGAUUGGCUUGGUUUGCCACUGAAAGAACUCCUCAGAUUGCAACCUAACUCAAUGGCAAAAAACCCUUGUGGAAAUUUGAUUGAAUGGUCCAUUUUUAUUGAAUUGAGUUA
Glycine soja is the source of this 2031-nucleotide messenger RNA. RefSeq names its product BES1/BZR1 homolog protein 4-like. Gene Ontology annotation, molecular function: DNA-binding transcription factor activity. NCBI's taxonomy places the organism in Eukaryota, Viridiplantae, Streptophyta, Magnoliopsida, Fabales, Fabaceae. The transcript has 3 exons. Gene Ontology annotation, biological process: DNA-templated transcription; brassinosteroid mediated signaling pathway. The record is from RefSeq and is a predicted model, not a curated record. Bases 647 to 1624 code for a protein of 325 amino acids.